UGUGCAUUCGGCACGGUCACACUGAAGCAAACAACUUUGAAUAAUACCGUACAGUUUAAAUUUCCCAUAAUUUCGCGUUGUUUAUUUAAUUAAAUAAUUCCUAUACAUUUGUGCGGAAAAUGGAAUCUACUAAAGAAAACGAUGCCAGCGUCUUGGCGCCGUCGCAAGAGGACGCCAUUGCGGCUCAAACAAGCACUCCAGUGGCAAACAAAACGCGACGAGCGCUGCGCAAGAGGAUGGACAGCACUGUUGAUGAGUCGGUACUGCAUCCUGGGCCACCGAAGACACCGGGCACGCCGGGCUCUCGCACUCUAGGCAGCGAAACGCCCCGGCGCAGCUGCCGGAAGAGUGUGCGACCGCCCAUCGACUACGAAGACAUAGUGCGAUCCGCCAAGAAACUGAUUCCUGAUGAUGUUGAUGACCAAGAAGAAGAAGAGCAGACGGCUGUUCAGAAAUGGAAGUUAGCUGAGGUGGGCAGGAGCACACGAAAGCGCAACCGCAAAUCCAAGCGGUUGGCAGGUAAAAAGCCGAAAACGGAACAGGAUGAGCCGGAGUCUACUGGUAUAGACAGUGGUGUCAAGGACGCAGAAGCGCCAAUAGAGGAGUCAGAGGAUAAACUAGAGCAGUCAGCGGUCGAAGAAACGCAGGCAGAGAAAAAUCUGGAGCACCUGAAGGAUGUCAAGGAGAUGCAGCCAGAGAAUAAACUGGAUCAAUCAGUGGCCGAAGAAAUGCAGACAGAGGAUAAACUGGAGCACCUGAAGGAUGUCAAGGAGAUGCAGCCAGAGAAUAAACUGGAUCAAUCAGAGGCCGAAGAAAUGCAGACAGAGGAUAAACUGGAGCACCUGAAGGAUGUCAAGAAGAUACAGCCAGAAGAUAAACUAGAGCAAUCAGAGGCCAAAGAGUUGCAGCCAGAAGUUACCGGAUUGCUACCAGACAUACAAGAUGGAUGUCAGAAGCCACAGCAUGCAGGGGACGUUGUUGAGAAAUCCGAGUUGCUAGACUCUAAAUCCAAGAACAAAGCCAGUUCAAGGAAAAGCUCCAGAGUAUCCAGAAAAGCAAAUACACCCGCGGCUGCCACGGCCAAGAAGAAGCGUAUUAAUAACUACAAGCAUAUUGUUGGCGAUGAAGACAUCGAAGAUCUAGGCUUAACUCCACUCGAGGAUCCGGGCGAGAAGACAUUGCUGGAAACCCAGUUGCUCCCACUCGCCUUUGCUGAGGAGUUCGGUAAAAAGCGAGAAACCAUGCCGGAAUCCACCGCAGUAACUGAGCGAGUCAUUCAGGAAGAGGAAAUGCCUCUUCAACCACUGAAUGAUGUAUUGCUGGAAGAUGAAGAAAUGGCUUCGCUAAUUAUGCUCGACGAUGAUGAUGAAGCCGAGAAGCCAACAUUGAACACAACGUUCGAUGCAGAUGACAUCAAACAAGAGGAUCAGAGUGUCAUCCUACUGGACAGUCCCAUAGUUCAUCCAGUAAGCGAGGGACAGAAGUCAUCGAUUAAAGUGGUUCUUACCACAACAGACGAUAAAACAGAGACAUUAUUAAAUCUAGAACAUGCAUCACAAAAGCCAAAAGGCUACCCCUUUGCCACUCCAUUCACUACAAAAGUUAAUUUUUCCGAUUUCCCGGAGCCAUCUGGCAGUAACCAGAAUAAGUUGGAGGCAGAACCCAGGUAUGGACGAAGGCGUUCCAAGUCUGCAAGCCAAUUGGACGAUACCAUGUCACGGACUGUGACUUUCCGAAGCUCGCCAAUUGAGAUAGUUAGUGUCGUCGACAUCGACAACCGCUGGAAGGAGGCCAACAACACUAAUAAUGUCACCAAUCGCCGCAGGCGCUCCAAGUCGUUGGAUGAGAGAAAGGGCUUUACGAGCCGACUUCCCAAGCCAAGAAUCCAACCGCUGCCAAAGCCCAAACCUGUCACACCCAGUCAGGUAAAGAAGCGAACCAAGCUUCCAGAUUUUUCAGCUCUUCACCAGAAAGAGUUCGCAAAGAUGGAGAGCUUGGUUGAUCAUGUGGAGCGUAAGGCUGAGCGCGCCAAGAUCCUAACCACUUCUGCCCUGAAGAAGCCACUAGGAUCCGCCGCCAAACAAGCACAGAGCUCCACUUCUGCAGCAGAACGAUCACAAGGUCCACGUCCAAAGGCCUCAAAGAAAAUCGAUUUGGCUGCUGAUCGUUCUGUGGUAGCUGAAAAUCCGGAUAAGAAACUGCCUCCAUCCCGACUGCCACUGAAGAGCGCCCUGAAUGUAACAGCGGUACCGCGGCCAGCUUUCAAUUUGUCCACCGCCACAGCAAAAUCUUUCAAUGCCACAAUCUGCAGCAAGUCUGCGGAGUCGCAGAAAGACAAGCUGGUGGAACGGCGACAACGCCACAUGGAUAUGUUCAAGGGCAGAGCAGCGACGAAGGGUCAAGACAAGAAGUCCGAGUUUAUCCGAGGAGUGCGCCUGAAUCGCCGCUUCGAGCUGCAGAUGCAGCACCGCAAACAUCUUGAGGAAGAUUAAGAUUAGGGUCUUUCGUUCAUUCUAUAUUUAACAAGUGUUGAGAAGUAUUUAAGUGUUAGUUUAAGUUCCUGCUUUUGUCAAAUAUUCGGCGCUUCAUGCUGCAGAUGCCUGACCGCAAACAUCUUAAGAAGGGUUAGUGUUUUUCUGUUUAUUCUGUAUUUAAAUUGUGCUGAAAAGUUUUUAAGUUUUUGCGUUACCGUUU
Molecule: messenger RNA, 2694 nt
Organism: Drosophila serrata
Lineage: Eukaryota; Metazoa; Arthropoda; Insecta; Diptera; Drosophilidae
Gene: Mink
Product: Mitotic spindle and nuclear protein
Source: RefSeq, a predicted model, not a curated record